This is a messenger RNA of Topomyia yanbarensis, 1922 nucleotides long. Its product is annotated as ionotropic receptor 75a-like. NCBI's taxonomy places the organism in Eukaryota, Metazoa, Arthropoda, Insecta, Diptera, Culicidae. Gene Ontology annotation, cellular component: membrane. The transcript is spliced from 5 exons. The record is from RefSeq and is a predicted model, not a curated record. Gene Ontology annotation, molecular function: glutamate-gated receptor activity. The coding region runs from base 1 to 1914 and encodes 637 amino acids.
AUGAUGUUGGAUAACUGGCGGGUGUGCGGUCUUAUCGGAACUUCCAUCGCACUGGACCAGUCCGUUCCGUCGGUUCUGUUGGAUCUGCUGAAAACCAUUCGGUACCCUUUGAAGGUAACCAUUAUGACUUGCUGGGAAGAACCGACUCGGAAGCAGUUUUUCGACACCUUGAACGAUUGGUAUCUCACUUCGUUCACCGAUGAUCACAUCAGUCAGUUUCCAGCGGAUAUCAAUGAUCAUCAGACCUUCCUGGUGGUGGAUUUGAGCUGCUCAAAUACAAUGGAACUGUUAAAGUCAGCUGGACAGCUGCUCUACAUCAAGUAUCGGUGGUUGAUUUUGCGGUCGGAUUUUCUGGUGGACGGUCACCCCGACGAGGAUACUCAGAUACAGUUUUUCCUGGAAAGUUUGGACGAUCUUCCACUGUUGGUUAGCAGUGAGAUUUUCUUCUUUGUCAAAAGAGGAACAGGUCAUUUUUCGAUCAACCAAAUAUUCAGAAGUGGAGUUGGCAGCUCAUUGAUGGUGGAAUUGUUCGGUACCUGGAUAAAUGGAAGUUUGAUUGAAGAGCGGGAUUUGACCGUGACUUCGGUUAGAAGAUUGAACUUGCAUGGGCAUACACUGCGUGCUUCAAUGGUCGUUACUAAUCCCGAAACGCUGCAGCAUCUCACAGAUUACAAAGAAAAACACAUCGACACUAUCACAAAGGUUAAUUACGUCCUAACGAACAACCUGAUCCAUUACAUGGGGGCUCGGGUGAACUACUCCGUAGUGUCCAGUUGGGGCUACUACAACACCAGCACGAAACGAUGGGAUGGCAUGAUUGGAGAACUGUCACAUCAAACAGCUGACCUGGGGGCGUCUCCUUUGUUCUUCACUAGCGACCGAAUUGCUGUGAUCGAGUACGUUGCCAUGACGUCGGCCACUCGCUCAAAGUUUAUCUUUCGAUCACCGAAGCUUUCCUACACGGAGAAUGUUUUCCUGUUGCCGUUUGAUGAUUUAGUCUGGAUCUGCAUCGCUGCUGUAAUUCUGCUGGCAUCGGGUUUACUGGUGGUCACCGUCUUGGCGGAAGUACGCAUCUCAUUUGUUCAAGAAGACCUACACGAUGCCACGCUUCUACAACCGACCUUCCGUGAUACUUUACUCAUGACCUACGGAGCGACCUGUCAGCAGGGUUCGUCCAGUCUGCCGCGGAGUUUCUCCGCGCGAACAAUCACCUUGAUAACCUUCACCGUUCUAAUGUUCCUGUACGGGUGCUACUCGGCAAACAUUGUCGCUCUGCUGCAGAGUCCAUCGACGAAGAUACGCACCCUGGAGGACCUGCUGGCGUCCCGGUUGAAGUUCGGUGCCCAUGAUACGGUGUUCAAUCGGUACUAUUUUUCCCACGCAAUGGAACCGACGCGACAGGCGAUCUACGAACGCAAGAUACGGCAACCGUCUGGGUCGGAGAAUUUUAUUCCGCUCGAGCAAGGAAUCGAUCAGAUCCGGCAGGGUCUGUACGCGUUUCACGUGGAACAGGGCGUCGGGUAUAAGGUUAUUAGCGAGACCUACCAGGAGGAUGAGAAAUGUGGCCUUCAGGAGAUUCAGUAUCUGCAGGUGAUCGAUCCGUACUAUGCGAUCCAGAAGAAUUCGUCUUUUAAGGAGCACGUUAAAAUAGGGUUGUUCCGGCUGAACGAACACGGUAUUCAAUAUCGCGAGAAUGCCAAUCUGUACACCAAAAAGCCAAAGUGCACCGGUGGCGGGGGUAAAUUUGUGCCGGUCAGUCUGGUGGACACGGAACCCGCUAUUCUGGUGAUCGUUUGGGGUGCCGGAUUAUCUGCGCUGCUUUUUGUGGUCGAAAUGAUUUGGGUGCAGAUUUUUAAGCGUUUUGUGUAUUGGAAAGAUACUCGAGGGGUGCCUCGAAUUGCCUACGCUAAUUAAUUAUUAUG